UACAUUAUCACAAACUUCACUCGACCUUGACACUUGCUCCAGAAAAAUGGCGACUGCAAUGUAUUUGGAGCAUUAUUUGGACAGUCUGGAGUCCUUACCAUCAGAGCUCCAGAGAAAUUUCAACCUUAUGCGAGAUCUGGACCAGAGGUCACAAGAGCUACUGAAGCAGAUUGACCAGCUGGCGGAAGAGUACCUGGACAAUGUUCGGGGGAUGGUGCCUGAGAGGAGGACGGACCAUCUGGACAGCAUCACCAAGCUGUUCUCCAAGAGCAAGGAGUUCGGGGACGACAAGGUCCAGCUGGCCAUGCAGACCUAUGAAAUGGUGGACAAGCACAUCAGGAAGCUGGACGCUGACCUGGCCAGAUUCGAAGCAGAUCUGAAGGACAAGACAUCAUCCAGCUCACGAGGCCAUGAUCAUGACAUGGGCAAGAAAAACAAGGACAAAGAAAAGAAGAGGAAGAAGAAGGAAGAGUUUGAGGAUGAAAUUCCUAAGAAGAAAAAGAAGAAGGGACAGUUAUUGCCAGUUGAAGCAGAUCCUCCACUCCCUCCGUUCCCAUCGAUCACCCACCCGUCCGACGUCCUGGACAUGCCUGUCGACCCCAACGAGCCCACGUACUGCCUGUGUCACCAGGUGUCGUACGGAGAGAUGAUUGGAUGUGACAACGCUGAUUGCCCCAUUGAGUGGUUCCACUUUGCCUGUGUUGGACUGACCACCAAGCCGAAGGGGAAGUGGUAUUGCCCCCGUUGUCAAGAAGAAAGAAAGAAGAAAUGAUCACUGAUCUUCGUCCACAUGAAAACAGCAUUGGUUCAUUUCAUUGUUUUACUUAAGUCACAGAUUUUAAUGUUUCAUAUUACGGAGAGAGCAAGCAACCCUCUGCUGACCAGUGUGCCAAGUUGUUCAACCACUCCACGAACCUGGUCUCACCCAGGUUAUAGGGCAGUGGAGAAUCAGAACAAGGGGACAGAUUUUAGAUGAAAGAAAACACGAUUUAUUCUUUUUAUUUGCUUCAGGUUCAAGGGGAUCUUUUAUUUCACUGAUUGACGUUUGAUUUAAUGAAAGAAAUGAAUUGAAGUGAUAUGAAUGCAUGGAUAGUUUGAUUCUGUGGGGCAUUUUGAGUUUCCAUGGCAAUGUGAGAAAAGCAUAUGUGAUGGAUGGAUGCCCCAAGCCUUGCUGUGCUGCAGUUGAAGUGAUGCAUUUUCUAGUCUUGUUUGCCUUGCAUUGUAGUGUAAUAAUUACAUAGUGACAAUCAGUGGUAAUAUUGAUGCUAGGACACAUGCUGUUCAUCGUAACUCAAACAUUCCAUUCAGUUAUUUAACAUAUUCACCGAAUCUUUUCCUGUAUCAUCGUGAUCAUGCUCAUAUUAGUUCGUGAUUGGUUAGUUAAUCAGGAAAAUUUAACUGAAUUAUCCUAUUUUGCCUCUUCAUUUUGACUUCACGCUGACACUACGCAGAGGUGGUAAGGGGGGAUAACUCAUUCUUCUCAGCAUUAUAUCAAGUGGUUCUAAUUAUGCAAAAUGUGGAACAUAACAAAUACCUACUCACCCGCAGGACGAUGUCUGUAGUUUGCUUCUGGGGAGUUUGUCAGUGCCUGCUAUUCUCCUUAGUAGGUUUUGAAAUGAUUUUUUCUUGCCUGCGUUCAAUUUGGAGCCAGUCUAUGUUGAUACGACGUCAAGAGACCAAACGACGGUCUAGCUAGAGGUGGAAAGAUGUAUCACACUAUUAUAUCAUUAUUCAGUCCAAUCUAUUUUUGUACUUUCAAUGGAUGAAUGAGUGACAGAAGAACACUAUUUAGUGUGGGGUUCAUUUAGGGUUGCAGCAUGUUCAUUCUUUCCUAAUACAUUAUUAACCUGUACACAUUUUCUACAUGGAUUUUCGCAUCGUGUACACAACUACCCAUUCUAAACAAUUGAAGGUUGUCAAUGUUCUACGGUGUACCAUCUUCCUGAGGCAAGGGUGUUAACUGACUUUAAAAGUCCAGUUUCCAC
Haliotis rufescens (red abalone) is the source of this 1985-nucleotide messenger RNA. RefSeq names its product inhibitor of growth protein 4-like. Lineage: Eukaryota; Metazoa; Mollusca; Gastropoda; Lepetellida; Haliotidae. Gene Ontology annotation, cellular component: nucleus. The transcript has 7 exons. Bases 47 to 772 code for a protein of 241 amino acids. Gene Ontology annotation, biological process: regulation of DNA-templated transcription. The record is from RefSeq and is a predicted model, not a curated record.